UCUCUGCGACGUGCCAUGUGACAACCGUGGCGCGACUAACCUACAAGAAUUGUUUACAUGUGAAAACAUUUCGGUUGCUUGCUCGGUUUUUAUUAAUAAUUUGUAACAAUGGAGAACGAUGAAAACGUUGUGCGUAUGGAAGACGUAUUAAGUGGUGCUGCGACAUCAGAAAAAACGGAACAGGACGAUCAAAAUACAGCAGUACCUUCGUCUCUCACUGAGAAACGUGAGAAGCAACACAUCCCGAGAGGUAAACCGAAAUCUGGCAGGAUAUGGAAGGAAGAGAAAGAAAAAUUUUCUUCCAUAAUUAAGACACGUGGGACUCGAAUGUCUUUUGAGAAGAAACAGAAACUGAAGGAGGAUCUGAAACGUGUUAAGGAAAUGUCAAGAGCGAUCAAGGAGAGAAAGCGGGCGGAAAAAGAGGCUAAGAAAGAACGAAGAAGGAACAACAUAAAACGAGCGGAGGAGAACAGAAAAAAGAGCGAGAUUGUUCAAGUUAUAACAAACACUGCGAAAAUAAAAAGAAUGAAAAAAAAACAGUUGAGAAAGAUUGAAAAAAGGGAUACAGUAAAAAAUGUGACAUCAGUCAGUAAAACUUAGAACAUAGGAAUCAAAUUGUAUAAACAAUCAAUUAUUAAUAUUGUUUGUUAACUUUAAGUAAUUUUUUUAAUAAAAAAAAAAGUUUAUACUUAGCUUUG
Pseudomyrmex gracilis is the source of this 698-nucleotide messenger RNA. Its product is annotated as coiled-coil domain-containing protein 86. Gene Ontology annotation, cellular component: nucleolus. NCBI's taxonomy places the organism in Eukaryota, Metazoa, Arthropoda, Insecta, Hymenoptera, Formicidae. The coding region runs from base 109 to 600 and encodes 163 amino acids. The record is from RefSeq and is a predicted model, not a curated record. The transcript is spliced from 3 exons.